Messenger RNA from Dendrobium catenatum, 2170 nucleotides. Its product is annotated as putative disease resistance protein RGA3. Bases 719 to 2065 code for a protein of 448 amino acids. The transcript has a single exon. NCBI's taxonomy places the organism in Eukaryota, Viridiplantae, Streptophyta, Magnoliopsida, Asparagales, Orchidaceae. The record is from RefSeq and is a predicted model, not a curated record. Gene Ontology annotation, biological process: defense response to other organism. Gene Ontology annotation, molecular function: ADP binding.
UGAUGCUUAUAGAUGCAAAUAAACUAAAUCAAAUUGAUGCUUAUAUAUUUGAUUUACUCAUAAUAUAAUUUUAUGUAGAAUAAAUCAUUAUAUCAAAAUCUACCAACAUUUAGAUACCAUAUAUCAGAAACAAACAACUAAUUAUUAAAUUCCUUCCAAUUAAUCUCCGUUUUACUUGACUUUAGUCAACUAAAAGGAAGCUUCGUCUUCUCUCUCAGUUAAUCUCCGUUUAUUUGACUUAUGCUGCAUGUGACCAUUUCCAGCUGGAGUUCUUUCUCUUCCGAGCUCUGUUUCUCAUACUGUUCAGUUGUUCUGCUCUCACAACCUCGAUCGUCGGUGCCAUGGCGGAAUUAGUUGUAGGUCCAAUCAUGGAGAAGAUAAUCAACGUUUGCUCUGAUUACCUGGAAGAUGAAGUCGGACAGCAGACGGGCAUGAAGAAGGAACUGGAAAGGCUGCGAGAGAAUCACCCGAAGAUCCAAGCUGUCGCCUUCGCCGCUAAACAAGCACAAAUCAGCGAUCAGAACCCGGCUUUCAACAAAUGGAUAUGGCAGCUGCGAGAUGCUAUUGAUGAGGCGGAUGAUGUGCUCGAUGAGUUUGAGUACACAAAGCAUAAAGAACAGCUCACCAAAAACACGGAAGAAAUAAAUGUGCGUUCGGCCACCUGCAGGAGCUUCCUAUUUGAUUCUGCUCGCGAAUAUAUGAUCAGAAAAGAAAGUUCAUGAGCAUCCUAUUUGAAAGUCGUCAUAAAAUUCUCAAAAUUGCCGAACGUGCUCUCAAAAGGGAUCCCAACUUGAAGCGACUGGAGGAGGCUGUGCAGAAACUUGAUAAAGUUUCGGCUGAUGUUACUACUUUCCUUCAUCUUUUAGACAGCGCGAAGCAGGAACAGAAGGAGCAGGAGGUUCAUUUCUACAAAACACGUGAAACAGGAUAUUUGCCUAAAAAUGAUCUCAUCGGGCGGCGCAAGGAGAAGGAGCUUGUUAUGGAGUGGCUGAGUCCAUCAAAUGAGCCUUGGGGAACUGAUUUGUACAGAAACAUUUCUCUUCUAUCUAUAGUGGGCCAUGGUGGUAUGGGGAAGACAUCUCUCUUGCAACAUGUUUAUAAAGAUGAUGAAAUUACAAAGGAAUUUGAUUUUCGAAUGUGGGUUUGUGUUUCCAACAACUUUGAUGUGAAAAAAGUCAUUGCAGAUAUGUUAGAAUCUCUUAAGAAGGAGAGGCCUCGUUUGGAGACACUUGGGGAACUUCAAGGGUGUCUCGAGGAGGAGGUGAUGUCUAAAAAGUUCUUACUUGUGUUGGAUGAUAUUUGGGAGGAGGAUGACGAGAAGGAUAAAAACAAAUGGGAGGAUGUGCUUGCCCCUCUAGCUUAUGGGGGUUUUGGUAGUAAGAUUCUGGUAACAACUCGAACGGACUCAGUUGCACUGAUGUUCGUAAAGGUAAUUAAAAAGAAGGAGAAAAUAGUUAAAUUAGAAGGCCUCGAGGAAGAUGAGUGUUUGGAGCUCCUCAACUCUCAUGCAUUUGCUGGUGUAGAGAACCCCCCUGAUGAUCAUAAAAAAUUAAGUGCCAUUGCUCGAGAGAUAGUUAAAAAGCUUUUAGGAUCUCCAUUGGCAGCUAAAGUCAUUGGUGGUGUUCUGAAGGACAACUUGGAUGACAAGCAUUGGAGGAUAGUUCUAGAAAGCAAUUUAUUGGAUCAGAAUUCUAUCCAUUCCAUCUUAAGACUGAGCUAUAUAGUUCUGCCAAAUCAUUUACGAAAUUGUUUUGCAUUUUGUUGUAUGUUCCCACAAGAUCAUACGUACCAUAAAGAUGAUUUAGUUCGAAUGUGGAUUGCAUUGGGUUUCAUUCAGCCGUCUCAAGCAAUGACUAUGGAGGAUAUCGGAGGAAGGUAUUUUGAUGUUUUUGUCAAAAAAGCUUUAUUUGACAAAGUCGGAGAUGACUACAAGUUCAGAUAUAACUACAAGGUCGGAUAUAACUACAAGAUGCAUGAUUUAAUACAUAAGUCAGCAUCUAAUUAUUUUGCACAUGAAUGUGGUAAACUUGUGGAUGAUGAAGAGUCAUCUCUCAAAAUUUAUUAGACUAUUCGACACUUAUCCGUUAGAACUACAAAUCCAGGCAUCUUAAGAAAGAUUGAGAAGUUUAAGCAUUUGCAUUCUCUUUUCUUGUUCUAUAAAGAUUCUGAU